AUGCAGCGUCUAGUUCGUGGGUCUACGUUUAUAACCACGCAGAUUCUGAAGAAGCCUCCUAAGGUUGCUUCAACCAAGUUAUAUUUCUCUACCUGCAAUAAAGUUGAAGACGAGAUGAAGAAGAAACUAAAGGUUAACCCUAUGGCUGAAAAGGAGCCCCUAGAGCGCUUUCCCAAUGAUAUUAACCCACGAACUGGGGAAAGGGGUGGACCACGGGGACCCGAACCGACGCGGUAUGGAGACUGGGAACGCAAGGGAAGGUGCAUCGACUUUUAG
Messenger RNA from Dibothriocephalus latus, 276 nucleotides. The record is from the annotation of a GenBank genome assembly. Lineage: Eukaryota; Metazoa; Platyhelminthes; Cestoda; Diphyllobothriidea; Diphyllobothriidae.